Messenger RNA from Drosophila busckii, 1460 nucleotides. Its product is annotated as lipase 3. Gene Ontology annotation, molecular function: hydrolase activity, acting on ester bonds. The record is from RefSeq and is a predicted model, not a curated record. Bases 1 to 1269 code for a protein of 422 amino acids. The transcript has 3 exons. Gene Ontology annotation, biological process: lipid metabolic process. NCBI's taxonomy places the organism in Eukaryota, Metazoa, Arthropoda, Insecta, Diptera, Drosophilidae.
AUGCAGUACAAAUUAAUUUUGGCUUUAAUAUUUUUAUUCGGAUAUGUGUGGUCCGUACAAACGGCAGCUGUAGAUGUAGCUCCAGUCGAUAUAGACUUUUAUAAGCUCUACAAUGAUCCUGAUGCACAUUUAGCGUUUAGAGAACGCAGGACAACUCGCGACCGCAUGGCUGCUCAUGGUUAUCCUGCGGAACAUCAUCAUGUUGUCACUGAGGACGGCUAUAUCCUAGGCAUUUUUCGCAUACCUUACUCGCAUAAGCUGAAGAAUCAAGACAAGAAGCGUCCUGUGGUGCUGAUUCAGCAUGGACUAUUUAGUUGCUCGGAUGCCUGGAUACUCAGCGGCCCAAAUGAUGCUUUGCCUUAUCUGCUGGCUGAUGCAGGUUUCGAUGUAUGGAUUGGCAAUGCGCGUGGCACAACUUAUUCGCGCAAUCACACCACACUCUCCACACAGCAUCCUUACUUUUGGCGCUUCGACUGGCAUGAGAUUGGUGUCUACGAUAUGUCGGCGAUGAUUGAUUAUGCUUUGAAGACCAAUGGACAGGGACAAAAAAGUUUACACUACGUCGGUCACUCUCAAGGCACAACUGUUUACUUUGCGCUGAUGUCAACUGUUCCCGAAUAUAACAAAAAGAUUAAAACAGCAAACUUGUUUGCUCCCAUUGCCAUUAUGAAAAAUAUGAGAAAUAAGUUGGUACGCAAGGCUGCGCCAUAUCUAGGACAUCACAAUACCUAUUCGCUGUUAUUCUCCUCCCAAGAGUUUAUACCACACAACAGUUUCAUAUCUAUUAUGUUCUUCAACUUGUGCGAACCAGAUUUGAAUUUCCGUAUAGUCUGUAACAAUGUUGUAGGCAGACUUUACGAUGCUAAUCGCGUGAAUAUGACUGCAAUGCCCGAGGGUAUGGCCACACAUCCAGCUGGCUGCUCUACCAAUCAAAUUCUGCACUAUCUGCAAGAGCAGCAAUCAGGACAUUUCCGCCAGUACGAUCAUGGUCCUGCAAAGAAUCUACUAGUUUACAAAUCCGAGCAGCCACCAGACUAUCCUGUAGAGAAAAUAACCUCAGAGUUGCAUAUGUGGUACUCGGAUAAUGAUAUUAUGGCUGCGGUAGAAGAUGUUUUAGCUUUGGCCAAACGCCUGCCAAAUCAUAAGCUUUAUCACAUGGAGGAUCCUGACUGGGAUCAUGGUGACUUUGCACUCAACAAAGACGUCCGUAAAUAUCUUAAUGAGCCCGUCAUAGAGAUAAUGCUAAAAUAUGAAGAGGCUCAUAACUGAUUAGUGUAGUUUGUGCUAAUCAAGUUAUUUAAUCUAUGAUUAAAUUUAGAAUAUAGGUAAGCGCGUAUUACUGAUUAGUUUGUUUGUUUUGCUAGUUAAUCUUGAUAUUAAUAAGUCAGCAAUGAAAAAAUUUGCUGGAGGUAUAAGAUAAGUAAAAGCGUUAAAUAAUGUUAAUAAUAGUACUUAAUCAA